UGGGCGCUGGGAGAGGCCCCCAGAGCCAGCCGUGCAACACCGCGUCCCCCCAGAGUCAUGUCCCCGUUGGCCUGGCGCCUCCUCACCCUGGUGACCGUCCUCCUGGGCCUGGCGUCCUGCCUCGAGUGGAAGGCCGCCCACGGCCAGGACCCCUUCGAGAGGUGCAUGCACGACCCCGACUAUGAGCAGCUGCUCAAGGUCGUGACCCUGGGCCUCAACCGGACCUUGAGGCCCAGGAGGGUGAUCGUGGUCGGCGCUGGCGUGGCCGGGCUGGUGGCGGCCAAGGUGCUCAGCGACGCGGGACACAAGGUCACCAUCCUGGAGGCCGACAACAGGAUCGGGGGCCGCAUCUUGACCUUCCGGGACGGGAAGACGGGCUGGAUCGGGGAGCUGGGGGCCAUGCGCAUGCCCAGCUCGCACAGGAUCCUCCACGAGCUGUGCAAGAGCCUGGGGCUCAACCUGACCAAGUUCACCCAGUACGACGAGAACACGUGGACCGAGGUGAACGAGGUGAAGCUGCGCAACUACGUGGUGGAGAAGAUGCCCGAGAAGCUGGGCUACCGGCUGCUGCCCCGGGAGCGGGGCCGCUCACCCGAGGAGAUCUACCAGAUGGCGCUCAGCAAGGCCGUCAGAGACGUGAAGACCCUGGGCUGCAGGAAGGCCAUGAGGAAGUUUGAAAGGCACACGCUGCUGGAAUACCUCCUCGGGGAGGGCAACAUGAGCCAGCCGGCCGCGCGGCUGCUGGGAGACGUGAUGUCCAAGGACGGCUUCUUCUACCUCAGCUUCGCCGAGGCGCUGCGGGCGCACAGCUGCCUCAGCGACCAGCUCCGGUACAGCCGCAUCGCGGGCGGCUGGGACCUGCUGCCGCGCGCGCUGCUGAGCUCGCUGUCGGGCCCGGUGCUGCUGCACGCGCCGGUCGUGGCGCUGACGCAGGGCAGGCGCGAGGUGCGCGUGCACAUCGCCAACUCGCGCGGCGCGCGGACCCUGAAGGCCCUGAGCGCCGACGUGGCGGUGAUGACGGCCAGCGGGCCCGCGCUGCAGCGCGUCGCCUUCACGCCGCCGCUGCCGCGCCAGAGGCAGGAGGCGCUGCGCGCGCUGCACUACGUGCCGGCCACCAAGGUGUUCCUCAGCUUCCGCCGGCCCUUCUGGAACGACGAGCACAUCGAGGGCGGCCACUCGAGCACCGACCGCCCGUCGCGCAUCAUCUUCUACCCGCCGCCCGGCGAGGGCGCGCUGCUGCUGGCCGCGUACACCUGGUCGGACGCGACGGCCGCGUGCGGGCUGAGCCUGGAGGACGCGCUGCGCCUGGCGCUGGACGACGUGGCGGCGCUGCACGGCCCGAUCGUGUACCGGCUGUGGGACGGCAGCGGCGUGGUCAAGCGCUGGGCGGAGGACCCGCACAGCCAGGGCGGCUUCGUGGUGCAGCCGCCGACGCUCUGGCACACGCCCGGGGACGAGCGGCACGCCUACGACUGGGCCGUGCCCUACGGCCGCGUCUACUUCGCGGGGGAGCACACGGCCUACCCGCACGGCUGGGUGGAGACCGCCGUGAAGUCGGCGCUGCGCGCCGCGUUGCUCAUCAACAACCGGGAGUGGGAGCAGGAGCAGGAGCAGGAGCGCGGGCACAAGCACAAGCACGAGCACCCGCACGAGCACGAGCACCAGCACCGGGCGUCGGGCGGCGAGGAGGUGCUCGGCCAAGCGUCCACCAGCCACUUCCGCUCCGAGUUAGACAGGGGCGCCACCUACCUCCCGUUCCUGCAGCUGACCUCCCAGCAGCCCACGCACCAGAGGACCCCGCAUUAAAGUAUUUCGGAAACAGCUGUGUG
Messenger RNA from Talpa occidentalis (Iberian mole), 1829 nucleotides. It is a transcript of the gene IL4I1, whose product is annotated as interleukin 4 induced 1. The record is from RefSeq and is a predicted model, not a curated record. Gene Ontology annotation, biological process: amino acid catabolic process. Lineage: Eukaryota; Metazoa; Chordata; Mammalia; Eulipotyphla; Talpidae. Gene Ontology annotation, molecular function: polyamine oxidase activity; L-amino-acid oxidase activity.